Messenger RNA from Malurus melanocephalus (red-backed fairy wren), 1807 nucleotides. Its product is annotated as tyrosine-protein kinase Blk-like. The record is from RefSeq and is a predicted model, not a curated record. Lineage: Eukaryota; Metazoa; Chordata; Aves; Passeriformes; Maluridae. Gene Ontology annotation, cellular component: extrinsic component of cytoplasmic side of plasma membrane. The annotation marks the transcript as partial. The transcript is spliced from 10 exons. Gene Ontology annotation, biological process: cell surface receptor protein tyrosine kinase signaling pathway; cell differentiation; protein phosphorylation. Gene Ontology annotation, molecular function: signaling receptor binding; non-membrane spanning protein tyrosine kinase activity; ATP binding.
AUCCCUUGUUUGUUGUUGCGCUGUACGAUUUUCCUGCCUCGAGUGACCGUGACUUGGAGCUGGUCAAGGGUGAGAAACUCCAGGUCCUCUCCAAUGAGGGCGAGUGGUGGCUGGCAAAAUCCCUGAGCACUGGGAGGAAAGGAUACAUCCCCAGCAACUUCGUGGCACAAGUGGACAGUUUGGAAGAGGAAAAGUGGUAUUUUAGAACUCUGAGCAGAAAAGAUGCUGAACGGCUGCUGCUGUCUUCUGGGAACAAAGUUGGCUCUUUCCUCGUCCGGGAGAGCGAAACCACCAAAGAUGCCUACUCCCUGUCGGUGAGGGACAGCAACUCCGUGCACGGGGACGUCAUCAAACACUACAGGAUCCGCUCCCUCGAUGGAGGGGGGUUUUACAUCUCCCCCAGGAUGACCUUCUCCAGCCUGCCAGAGCUCAUCCAUCAUUACAGCCAGAAAGGGGAUGGGCUGUGCCAGCGCCUCACAGCUCCCUGCACAUCCCUGGUUCCCCAGAGACCCUGGGCACAGGAYGAGUGGGAGAUCCCUCGGGACACCCUGAAGCUUGUGAAGAAGAUGGGCAGCGGGCAGUUUGGGGAAGUGUGGAUGGGCUACUACAAGAACAACGUCAAGGUGGCUGUGAAGACCUUGAAGGAGGGCAGCAUGGAUCCUGACGCCUUCCUGGCAGAGGCAAACCUGAUGAAGAAGCUCCAGCAUAACAAACUGGUGCGGUUGUACGCCGUGGUUACCCAGCAGCCCAUCUACAUCGUCACAGAGUACAUGGCCAAAGGGUGUUUGCUGGAUUUCCUGAAGACAGACGAAGGGAGCCAACUGAAGCUCCCCAAACUCAUUGACAUCUCUGCUCAGGUGGCAGAGGGCAUGGCUUACAUCGAGCGCAUGAACUUCAUCCACCGCGACCUAAGGGCCGCCAACAUCCUCGUCUCGGAGACGCUGUGCUGCAAAAUCGCCGAUUUCGGCCUGGCCAGGCUCAUCGAGAACGAAUACCUGGCACAGGAAGGUGCCAAAUUCCCCAUCAAAUGGACUGCUCCAGAGGCCAUUAACUAUGGGGUUUUCACCAUCAAAUCUGACGUGUGGUCUUUCGGGAUCCUCCUGACAGAGAUCAUCACCUAUGGCCGGAUCCCUUAUCCAGGAAUGACCAACCCCGAGGUGAUCCGCAACCUGGAGCGGGGCUACCGCAUGCCGUGCCCGGAGAUGUGUCCCGGGGAGCUCUACAGCGUCAUCCUCAAGUGCUGGCGCACCAACCCCGAGGAGCGYCCCACCUUCGAGUACCUGCAGUCGGUGCUCGAGGAUUUCUACACCUCCACGGAGAAGCAGUACGAGCCCGAGCCGCAGCAGUGAGCCGCCGCCCCGCCAGCUGCGGGGGACAGCGCUGCGCGACAGCCACCRGUGGCUCGGUGCCGGCGUGUCCCUUCCUCCCGUCCGCACGUGGAGAUGGGGAACGAGGAGGGACAUGAAGGAGGAGGAUGCUGCCGGCUCUGUGGCUGUCACAGAGACUGAAAAGAGGGCUGAGAGAUGGCUCAGCCGCUUCSGAGGGCUGCGCCCGCUUCGCAGGCAUCACCUCUGGCGCGAAGGACAGCAAACCCCUUCGUGACCCACUUGGAUACAGAAAAUCCCCUCAGCCCCGCACCUGCAGCCCCGGGAGGAGGGGUUUGUGGCCAGGGUGGCGGUGUGGGGGUGCAGAAUCUCUGCCCCACCUCUGAGCGCACCGCUGGCAAUCCCGCACCCUCUCCGUGCCGCGGGCAGCGCUGGGAGCGUGUCCUGUCCGCGCCUCCUCGGGCCGCACCGGCUCUGGAGCG